GUACCGUUGCCAAACAAUGAGCAGGAAAAAGCCACGUUGACGACGAAGUCUAGUGAAGUCAGCAUUAACGUUACCUUUUGCCUGGGAAACGGGAAAAUCACCCCUGAAAUAUAUUGUCUUGGCUUUCUUCUUAACUAAUUAGAAUAAGAAUAGAGAUGUCUUCACCUCCUAAAGAGAAAAUCGAAACCAAAGCUGGACAUCUCCCUGCUGUGAAAGUGGGAGGUAUGAGGGUGGUUCAAAAGCACCAGGCCGCUGGUGAACCAGCUCCACCAGAGAAGAAGGAAGACAACGACGAUGAAGAAUACGUCAGCAGCAGUCCACCAAAGCCAACGGUUGUCAUCUCAGGAGUAGUUGCCAAGGGCGAUAAGGACUUCACCCCGGAGGCGGCACAGGUGGCCCACCAGAAGCCCGUCCCAGGGGUGCAGAAACUGCCCUCGGCUCACCACAUCAACCAGCACAUCCACCAACCACGCAAGUGAGCCCCCACGCAGGAACGCCGCACCGCACCGCACCGCGGGACGACAUGGGACCACACCAAAGCCCAGUCACAUCAACCAGCGCACCAACCCAAUCAAACGACCCGACCAAUGCAUGAACCCAACCAAACGACCCGACCAAUGUGUCAACCCGACCCGACCCCAUAACUCACCAGUCCAAACGACCCGACCCAACUCAACCAAACAACCAACCAGUCACUCAACAAACAAACCAAAUUGCCCAACCAAAUCCCUCAACAAACCCAUCGCACCCAUCCACCAAUCCGAACAAACAACCAGGUCACUCGACUAACCAACCAACGAAUCAUCUCCACCACCUGCCUGCCCGCAAGUGCUCAGGUUACCCAGGGACCACUGCGCCUCACCAGGCAUUCCUUAUGAUCACGCUCGUGCCCUAAGCCCCGCCUACACACUAGCCUUCGUCCAAUAGCCAGAACAGAUACACUCUCUCCUGUCUCCGUGCAGAUGAUGACCAUGAUGAUGAUGAUGAUGAUGAUGAUUUAUGAUGAGAACACUAAAACUGUUCAGGGUUUAAUAUCAGAGUAAUUUUAUUUAGAUUGAACAUAUUCUUGUAAUGUUAAGGGGAUGUAUUUAAUAAGAAAAUUAGAAGAUUUUUAUUUUUAUUUCUUUUUUUUUUUGUCCUGUUUGACACAUUAUUUUCUGAAAUUGUGUAAAUUGUAUAAAACCUAAGUGAUGUCAUGUGAAAGGAUUGUGAUGUUAGAGGAGUUAGGCUUUAGUCUACGUGUGGCUGUUGGAAUAAAAAUAGAACAUGAUCAAAACAAAAAAAUGCCAAUUCUGAGCACCUAUGUCCCUUAACUAACAGUGUGGUGCUUACAACGCUUCUAUGUGCUUAGUCCCCCCUGAGACUGAACACAGAUGAUUGCUAUUCCUUCAUUAUAAUAUCUAUUGUGUUGGAUAAAUACAUCUGGUAUUUGACGCCAUAUAAACGUCUCUUUGUUCUUUUCCAAAUCUAGUGUAACAAAUAAGACCAAAAACCAAAAAAACAGAGAGAACUUGGAGACAACUUGGACAAAGGUGUAUGCAAACCUCAACACUCCUAGUGUAGCCUGAUUGGCUGAUGGAGAGGAGUCCUAUUUGGUGGUUGAGUCUACUGGCCUACUUUCUUGUGCUGUGACAUGGCAUUGCACCAUACCUGUCAGUUCACGUUCCGCUCCCAGCGCCCCACCACCCCAUCCCUUACCAACCCCCCCCCCCCCCCCCACCCGUCUGUGGCGCUCUUGGCCAGGUGUUAAUGCCAGUCAGGAUUUGCCCACCCUGGUUCUCACUGUCACCUGUCCUGGGCGCACUCAGGUGUGCUCGCCAGCUGUUACCAGUCCCCAUGUGAAUCCUUGACUUCUGAAACACACACACACACAUAGAUUACAGACCACAGCCUGUCAUUAGCCUUACACAAGUCCAGAGUCAGCCUGGUCAAACAACACAAAAACCAGGCCAAGUAGCCAAGCUAAAUAUUAUACUUUUGGCAACUUUAAAGACUUAUGUUUGUCCAUCUCCACUAUAACUCCACAGAAAAACUGUGAAAGAAUCUGAGUAAAAGUUUCAAGGUUG
Molecule: messenger RNA, 2066 nt
Organism: Alosa sapidissima (American shad)
Lineage: Eukaryota; Metazoa; Chordata; Actinopteri; Clupeiformes; Clupeidae
Gene: dap
Product: death-associated protein
Exons: 4
Coding region: 156-479 (107 amino acids)
Biological process (GO): cellular response to amino acid starvation; apoptotic signaling pathway; negative regulation of autophagy
Molecular function (GO): death domain binding
Source: RefSeq, a predicted model, not a curated record